AUGUCUCUGGAAACUCCGUUGGACCUCUUGAAACUUAAUCUAGACGAAAAAGUGUUUGUCAAACUACGCGGUGCUCGCGAAAUGACCGGAACUUUACAAGCGUUCGACACUCACUGCAACAUUGUUCUUUCGAAUGCCACAGAGACAAUUUAUGAACUUUUGGAGGGAGAGUUGAAGUCGAGCACAAAAUCUUCGGACAUGGUAUUUGUUAGAGGUGAUUCAGUAACGCUGAUCACAACUCCAUCGGAGGACUAA
Molecule: messenger RNA, 255 nt
Organism: Lachancea sp. 'fantastica'
Lineage: Eukaryota; Fungi; Ascomycota; Saccharomycetes; Saccharomycetales; Saccharomycetaceae
Source: the annotation of a GenBank genome assembly